AUGGGAAUUAAUAAUUUUGCUGAUAAAACGUUUGAAGAAUAUUCAAGCAAAUACACUUUAAAUGAAACAAUGAUAUCAAAAUUAGCCGAAUUACUGAAAGAUUUCAUGACUACGCCGACAAAAACCAUCAAGCGCAUUGAAAUGAAUGAAAGUCUGCCAAUGAGUUUUGAUUGGCGUGAUCGUGGUGCUGUAACGAAAGCUAGAGAUCAAUAUGAGUGUGGCAGUUGUUAUGCAAUUGAUUGCUACUAUAGUAGAAAUAAAUAUCACACUUGGGGAUGCACUGGUGGUAUGCCUUAUCGAGUUUAUGAUUAUGUGAAAGAUAAUAAUGGCAUAAGUAAAGCUUCUGAUUAUCCUAAUGAAUCGAAAGAUGGUGAAUGUCAUCUUCAGAGAGAGAAAUUCCCAAUUUAUAUGAUUGGAUAUGGAAUAAUUGAUACCAACAGCGAAGAGACUCUCGAACAAGCUCAGAUCAAUUAUGGACCAAUAGUUGUUGCCUUAGACGGUGGUCAUGAAUCGUUUCAAAGAUAUUCCAGUGGAAUUUAUUAUGACAAAACGUGUUCGUCCAUGGUUACAACUCACAGUGUUCUUCUAGUUGAAUAUGGAAGUGAUAAUGGCAAUGACUAUUGGAUAUUGAAGAAUUCCUUCGGUAAUUAUUGGGGCGACUCGGGAUUUUUUAAACUUUCAAGAAAUUGUGGUAGUCAUUGCGGCAUUAUUAGAAUGCCAUUAUUUCCAAUUCUUAAAUGA
Clunio marinus is the source of this 741-nucleotide messenger RNA. Lineage: Eukaryota; Metazoa; Arthropoda; Insecta; Diptera; Chironomidae. The record is from the annotation of a GenBank genome assembly.